Molecule: messenger RNA, 12624 nt
Organism: Plasmodium adleri (nom. inval.)
Lineage: Eukaryota; Apicomplexa; Aconoidasida; Haemosporida; Plasmodiidae
Product: erythrocyte membrane protein 1, PfEMP1, putative
Exons: 2
Coding region: 1-12624 (4207 amino acids)
Cellular component (GO): membrane
Molecular function (GO): host cell surface receptor binding
Source: RefSeq, a predicted model, not a curated record
AUGGGGAACAAUAUUUCUAGAAGAGAUGAAAUUCUGGAAAAGUAUAAAGAUAUAUUAGAACAUAUUAAUGGUAAGGAGGCAAAGGAUUGGUAUUAUUGGGAUUAUAUUACUUAUUUAGAAAAUGAUAUUAAAAAAAAUAAACCAUGGGAGAAGACAAACUUCUUACAAAUAUUAAGAGAUAAUGGAGGUGUUCCAGUUGAAGAAAGUAAAAAAUUCUGUAGAUGGAAAGAAGUACAAAAAGAGAUUUUUGAUGCUGUUAUCGAACACCAUCAAUACGAUUAUUAUUAUCCUUGGGAAAGAGAUGUAGAACGUAUAUUAAAUCAAUCCUCUAAAACCACAGAUUUAAUGAAAAACGAUUGCAGCCAAAUUGAUAUAAUAGAAAAAGAAACAAAAAAUUCUAAAACGGAUAAAGAGAGCGUAUGUUUGUUUAACACUACAGACAUUGGUUCAUGUUUACCUUCAAGACGAAGCAAUUUAUUUAUCGAUGGAAUAAAAACAAAUAUCAGUGCAACAGAAGAAUAUAUUGAUAAAGGACUUUCAGUUGAUGCCGUAAAACCUCUUUUUCUUGGAAGUGUGGUGGGUUCGCUUGCAAAUAAAGCAAAAACUGAAAUUCAAAAAUUAAAGAAUAGUGGAAAACCUGAUGCAUAUAUAUGUAAAAUAAUGAAAAGAAAUAUUUCUGAUUAUAAAGAUUUAUUUCUUGGAAAAGAUAUUGUGUCACAUGGUUAUUCCAAAGAAUUACAAUGUAGGUUGGAAAAAAUACGUAAAUAUAUAAAAGAAGAAGAUGAAACAAAAUAUAGUCAAUUAUUAGAUAAUAAAAUUAAAGAAAUUGUACAAAAAGAUUUGGAUGGUUUAAUAGAUGAAAGUGGAAAUAAAUGCACACUACAUAAUACCUCAGAAACACAGUUUCAGUGUCUACGAUUUUUGGAAGAAUGGUUCGAGGAAUUUUUGAAACAACAACAAAACAUUCUAAAUAAUAUAAUACAUAGAUGUGUUAAUAACAAAUCAAAAAUAGUAAAAUUGGUUGUUGAUGGUAAAAAUAUUGAAACAACAUGUGAUUUUUAUUGUAAAGGUUAUACGGAUUUUCUAAAAAGCAGUAGAUCCUGUUAUGAGACAUAUCGUAAAAAAUGCAAAGAAAAUAUUAUGAAAACAGAAGAUAAAUCAAAUAGUAAAAUGUAUGAGGAAUCCGUUGCACAGGCUGAAAUAAAUUCCGCAUUGAGAAAAAUAAUAAACAAAUCAAAAUGUCCAAAACAUAUAUGUGGAGAUUAUAAUGUGGAUUUAUUACCAUAUUUUGACCCGAGUUAUGCUAAUUUUUUUUUGCAUAAAGGUUAUCAUUGCGGUUGUGAAAACAACACUGGUAAUAACAAUUACAAACGUUUGUAUAAUAACAAUGAUCGUGAUAACAAAGUGGAAACUGUCCUGAACGAACUGAGUUUAUGUUCCAUGAAUGAUGAGGAUUUAGAUGGAACAGUGGGUAGUAAUGGUGAGAAAGUUAUAACAUUGGAUGGAAACGCAAAAAAUAUUUGUAAUAUUAGGUUUGUGGAUUUAUUCCUUAGAAAAAAAACAGCAGAUCUAUGUACAACAAAUUAUAGAUCUCCUAAAGUAUGGAUGUGCAGCGAAAAUAGAGGUAUCCAAGAAAGACUUAUACAUGAAUGGAAAAAUAAAGCUUGUUUGGCUCCACGAACACAAGCGUUGUGUUUAGGAUAUUUACAUGUUGAUAAUAAUGGCAUAACAUAUAACAAAAUUGAUACUAUUGACAGUAAUGAAAAACUAUUAACAGAAUUAGUUUACGCUGCAAUAACUGAAGGCAGAAAUUUAAAAAGCUUUUUCGCAUCACGACAUCAGCGAAGUGGUGGUGACAACCUUUGUAAUGCCUUGAAGUACAGUUUUGCCGAUCUUGGAGAUAUUGUUCGUGGACGAAGUAUAUGGGAAAAUGGAUAUACGAAAAGCAUGGAAAACAAUUUAAAAGAGAUAUUCAAACGAAUAUAUAAUAAAUUGCCGAGUGAGAAACAAAGUAUAUAUAAAAAUGACAAAAAUAACCCGCGUGAUACAAGCUAUCAUUAUUUGCGUGAAACAUGGUGGAACACUAAUAGAGAAUAUAUAUGGAAAGCGUUAAGAUGUGGUGCGGGAAUGAACACACCUAAUAGUUGCGGCGCAGAUGUUGCCCCCAAUAUCGAUUAUAUGCCUCAAUUUUUGAGAUGGUUUGCCGAAUGGAGCGGUUAUUUUUGUGAGGAAAAAAACUCAUAUGAUAUACCAUAUAUUCAUAUCAAAAGUGAAAAUGAGGAUAAGAAUAUCAAAUCAAUGUGCACAGGGUGUAAUUAUAACAGAGCUGGAGAUUGUUUAAAUAGUUACCCUGAAUCUGGUCAUAUAUCGUCAGAUACUACAUGUUCAAAAUGUAAAACAAUGUGUGAAAAAUAUACAGAAUGGAUACGAAAUCAGAAAAGCGAAUAUGAAAAACAAAAAAACAAAUACCAAGAAGAAAUAAAGAAAGCACAAAAUGAAAUCAAAAAAACGAGAACGAAUAAAAGAGCAAUUAUGUUCAAUAAUAGUAAAAAUGUUACUGAAUUUUUUACAAAAAUCGAAAAGGAUUAUCCUCAGGCAAAUAAUUUUUUACAUGACACGUUUAAAGAAACUGACUGUGAUCAAAAUGUAGAGCCAAUAAACUUUGAAAGAGAACAAAAUACGUUUCAUGAAAAACAUAGAUAUUGUAGAACAUGCGCUGAACAAAAACAUCUUGAAGAUGCUAUAGGAGAAAAAUUUCUUCCGGAUGGUCGUCCAGGCCACCAUCCAAAUCGUCCAGUUUAUACAGGAACAACUAUUGUUCCAAAAAAUACAACAGGUUCACAAAACAUUUCUGGAGGAACGGUACCAGGAAUAUCUGUUGGAGAUGUUAAAGAAGAAAAACCAAAACAUGAAUGUGACGAAAUAUUUGUUGGAAAAUGGAACGAAUGGGAUUGUACCAAAACAAAUAUAAACCAUCAACCAGUAUGUAUGAAAAAAAAUGAUAUAGAUUAUGACAAAGAAUUUUUUGAUUUAUUUAAUGAAUGGAUCAAAGACUUUUUAAAAGAACACAAACAGUUUAUUACCAAGGUAGAAUCGUGUAUUAACAAUAACGGUGGAAAUAUAAGUAAUUGUCCUAAUGAAGAAUGUCGAAAUCAUUGUCAUUGUUAUAAUAAAUGGGCACAUAAUAAACAAAAAGAAUGGAAUUCACAAAAAGAAUUUUUUAAAACAAAUAAUAAAGAAAGUUUUGAAUUAUUUAGUCAUGGAGGUAAUGAUUAUUAUUUGGAUUUAUAUUUAGAUAACUUACAUUUUCUUAAUGAUUUCGGAAUUCAUGAAAAUACUACCCCUAGUUCACAAAUACAGGAAAAAAUAAAUGACGCGAUAUAUAAAUCAGAGGACUGUGUUAAAAAAUGCCCGAAACCAAUAAAAUGUGAAGAUAAAGGAUUUGACAAUGAUUGGCAAUGUGAUCACGCUACUAGUUCUCUAGGUUACACUAAUAAAUCUAUGUGUUUGAGAAAAGGAGAUGAUAAAUACGAAAAACCAAAUUUAAAUGAAUUAGAUACGGUUUACAAAUUUUAUGAUGUAUUUAAUGAAUGGUUAAACGAUAUGCAACGCUUGCUAGAAGAAAAUAUUGAAAUAUUGAAAUCAUCAUGUACGAACAAAUUUAUAAGUAUGAAAAAUAACACAAAAAAUAAUAAGAAUAACUGCAAUAUAUGUAGAGAUGAUUGUAAGUGUUAUGAUAAUUUAAGAAAGAAAAUUAAUGAACAAUGGGAAAAACAAAAAAACUAUUUUGAAUUAUAUAAAGAUUAUAAAGAUAAUAUGAUGAGAAACAUUGAUCUUGAUACAUAUUUGGAAGCACAAUGUGAAUAUAAUUUGACAGAAAAAGGAAAAGACGAAAGCGAAGCGCAACAAAAAUGUUCGAAAAGAAACACCAACAGUGGUAGUAAUUCGACAAUUUUUGACGAAAUGUUAGAAAAUAAGACUAAAAAGAAACAAUCGGUGUGUGAAUCAUGUGAAAAAGUAAACGAAAACAAACCUGUUGAUGAAAAAACAUGUAAAAAAAUUAAAGAUGCUACUGAUUGUAGAGGUAAGGAAUUUGAUGGAUUAAACCAUAAAAAUGAAGAAAAUAAAAAAUGGUCGUGUAAAAGUGAUAAUAGUAAGUCAGAAAUUAAAGAACAGGUAUGUGUCCCUCCAAGAGGACAAAGCGUAUGUAUAGCAAACAUGGUAGAUAACGCUGGGAAAGUUUUAUUAAAAGAUACAAAAGAAGAUUUGGAAAAAAAAUUAAUAUCUGCAAUAAAAAAAGAAACGAAACUGCUAUGGGAUAAAUUUGGCAAUAAAGGUACUAAUAACGAUAAAGCAUGUAGAUUAACAUAUAGAAGUUUUAAUGAUUUUAAACAUAUGGUUUUAGGUGACAGUUUAUGGAGACAUCAGAAUAUUAAAAAGUUAGAAGAUAAAAUAGGUGAAAUUAUAAAAAAUGGUGGUAAAAGUGGUACUGAUGCUACUAUUGAAGAACGGCAAAAAUGGUGGAAAGAAUACGAAAAACAUUUUUGGGAUGCUGUCAAAUGUGGGAUCAAAGCGGCAAAACCAGAUGCAAGUGGUAAUGAAUGUCCUCGACUCAUUAAUGAUGAUGACCAGUUCGAAUGGUGGGCAAAAGAGUGGUCGGACGAUUUUUACGACAAAAGAAAAGAAUUGGUUGUACAAGUUGAGGCAGCCUGUAAUGGUAGUAAUGGGUGUAGUGGUAGUAACACAACACCUAGUACAGUUUGUAGCACAAAAUGUACACAGUACAAAGAUUUUCUAACACUUAAACGCAAAGAGUGGACAGAUAAUUUCAAAAAACAUUUAGAGCAAACACACAACCAGGAUAAAUACUCGCCACAUAAUUUCUAUUUAUUAUAUCCUUGUACAUAUCAUAGUUGUGAUGGCACAUAUAUAAAGGAUUUGUUAGGUGAUAAGGAGUAUGGAGAAUUACAAAAAAAAUGCAAAUGCGGUACAUUGCCACAAAUACCAGAAGAAAAGAAUCCUUGUAGUGAUAAAUUUGAAUUCCAUGCAUGUAAUGAAAAAAAAUAUGAUUUAGGUUCGUGGAGUAGUCUGUACGUGAAAAAUGUGACCGAUCGUGGUAAAGUCUAUGCCCCUCCAAGACGUAACAGUAUAUGUAUAGGGUGGUUGUUCUCGCCACUAGACAGUGUUAAAAGUGGCAACAAGAACGCUGCCAAGAGUGAAUUGAGACAAAAAAUUAUUGAUGCAGCGAAAGGGGAAGUGCACUACCUACACAAAUAUUAUAAAGAUAAACAGGUUAAAUCUGGUGUUUCUCCUAGUGGUACUGUACCACCCGUAUAUUGCGAUGCCCUGAAACGUUCGUUCGCCGAUAUAGGCGAUAUGGUUAAAGGUACAGAUAUGUGGAUGGCGGGGUAUUCACCUCUCGUCGAACAAAAUAUAUACAAUGUAUUUGCAAUGAAGGAUACUAGUGCUACUACACCACCUAUCGAGGAACAAAUAGAAAAAGAACGUAAAGAAUGGUGGGAUCAAAAUAAAGACAAUGUAUGGGAAACAAUGUCGAAAUGUGAUAAAAACAACACGUGUGAAAAAAAUACACCUACUGAUGACAAGAAACCUCAGUUUUUAAGAUGGCUAGAAGAAUGGGGAGAAUAUAUAUGCGAAGAAAGAGAAAAUCAAAUGAAUGAAUUACAGAAUAAAUGUAAUGAUAGCAAAAACGACGUAGAAAGUGAUAAGAAAUGUGGCCGAGGAAGUGAAGAUUGCAAAAAACAGUGUAGUAAAUACAAUAAUUGGAUAAAUGUAUAUAAAAGGGAAUGGUUAGGCCAAAAAUCGAAAUACAAAGAAAUAUAUGGAAACAAAGAUAAACCAGAAUAUGAAGAUUAUAAAAAAUACGUAAAUACAGACAAAACAUCUAAUGAUUAUAUAAACUCCAAAUGUGAUAAAUGCAAAACUAGUGGUAGUAAGAGUGGUGGAUCCAACAAUAUAAAUUUAGAUGAUGUUUUCCAAAAACGUGAUGAUCAAUAUAAAAAAUACGAACCAUUUUGCACAACGUGUCGAGUCAACAAAAUUGCGGACACGGUAAAGAAAAAACAGAAACGUGGACGUGCCAAUCCGUGUGCCAAACCUAGUGGUAGUCAACCCACUACAAGUGUGUACGUCGUCGCACAACAUUUCCAAGAGCAGGCAAAAAAAAAAUUGGAUGAACGUGGUGGUGAUCAUUUGCAAGGUAAUGCAGAGAAAGGUGAAUAUAAACGUGAUAGUAAGGUAAAUAAAUUGGAGGGUGGCAUAUGUAAUAUAGAUAUCAAACAUUCCAAUGAUAAGCGUAACAUUGGUGAUGGUGAACCAUGUAAAGGCAAAGGUACAGGUAACGAUAAUAGUGAACAUACGAGAUUUGUUGUAGGAUUUCAAUGGAAAACGGAUAACAACAACAUGCAUCCAAACCACCUUGAUGUUAUUAUGUCACCAAGAAGACGUCAUAUAUGUACUUCAAAUUUGGAACAUUUGAAAACUGAAAGUGGUCCACUUGCAGGUGGUGAUAAAGGUGAUGAUGGAAAACUUGUUAAUAAUUCUUUUUUGGGGGAUGUGUUGCUUACUGCGAAUCAAGAGGCAAAGAAAAUAAUAGAACAGUAUAAAGAAAAGAAUAAACUAAAAAACGCACAAGACCCAUUAGACGCAAAACACCAGGCAACAAUAUGUAGAGCUGUACGUAGCAGUUUUGCUGAUAUCGGAGAUAUUAUAAGAGGAAUGGAUUUAUGGAGUAAAAACAGUGACAUGAUGAAGCUAGAAAAAAAUUUGAAAGAAAUAUUUAUAAAGAUUAAAGGAACAGUUAGUGACAAAAAUAAAUAUGCUACUGACACCGACAAUGCACAAUUACGUAAAGAUUGGUGGGAAGCAAAUCGUACACAAAUAUGGCAAGCAAUGAAAUGUCAUUUAUCAAAUUUGAAUGAUACGUCGGUCGAUCCUUCAUCAAAUGGUAACUGCGGAUAUAGUGAUAGUGUCCCGAUGGAUGAUUAUAUCCCCCAGAGAUUGAGAUGGAUGACCGAGUGGGCCGAAUGGUUUUGCAAAGCACAAAAAAAUAAGUAUGAGGAGUUGAUGAAGGAGUGUAAGGAAUGUACAAAUAGUAGUAUUAGUGGUCGUAAGGGUGGUGCUGUAACAUGUACAGAAUGUGAAAAGUGCAAAAAAGCUUGUGGUAAAUAUAGUACAUUUAUUACAAAUUGGGGAAACGAUUGGAAAACACAAUCAAAGAAGUACAAAGAAUAUAUGACUAAAGUAAAUGAUAGUGGUAAGGACGAAAACGAGAAAACACUUCUUGAAUUUUUCAAAAAACUGAAGGAUGAAAAUAAUGGAAAUACCACAUUUGAAAAUGCUGAAGUAUAUGUACAUGAUAUAGGUAAUUUUGAUGAUUGCAAGGAACAAAAUGUUUUUUGUGAAAAUAGUGGUAAAAACGAUUAUGCUUUUGAGGAGUACCCAAAAGAUUAUAAAGAUCAGUGUACGUGUACGACACCUGCUAACCCCCCUGCAGCACGACCUCCAGCAGCAGCCGCGGCAAAACCCGCCGCAACCAAGCCAGCAACAACAAAACCACGUGGUGGUGGUGCUGCUGGACGUAGUAUUGUGGAUAGUAAUACUCCGGUUAUUAGCACUACUAAAACUUCAGAUGGAGCAACAGUGACAACUACAGUUUCGUUUACCCCCUCUGGUCCGGAUAACACGGUUGACCCAUUGGCAGCAGGAGGUAGUGGUAGUCCACAACCUGAUAGCCAACCCGGAAAAGAUAGUGGUAGUACUGGAGGUCAAUCAUCUACUGUAAAUCCUGGAAGUAGCAAACAAGAACCACAACCACCAGCUUCUACUGCACCGUCUUCACCACCAACAAUUGUACCCAAUGGAGAAAAAGAAAAAAAAAAGCAACAAAAUUCAGUACCGCAGCCAAAUCACAUACGUGCACCUAAAGAUCCUUUGAAUUGUGUUGACACAGCAGCAUAUUAUUUGUCUAAAGAGGCAAAAAAUGCUUUAGAUAAUGUGAAAAGUAAAUUGCAGGGAUCAGAACAACACAAUGUAUAUACACCACAAAAAAAGGUUUGGGGUAAUAGUGGUAGUUGCAAAAUUACACAUACUACUACAGGACAAACAUAUAGCUGUGAUGGAAAUGAAAACCCUUUUGAUGAUGAAAAGGGAAAAUGGGAUUGCUACAACGGAACUAACAGGUUGACCAUUGGUAAUAUAUGUUUGCCUGUUAGAAGGAAAUAUAUGUGCACGAAACCAUUGGAAAAGAUAGACACUACAUCAAAUAAAACGUCAGAAGUAUUGUUCAAAAACGUAUUGCUUACUGCAGCAUAUGAAGGAAAACAUUUAAAAGAACAAUGGGAAAAGAUGGAAAAAACGCCAAACGCGAGAACGAAAAUAAAAAUGUACGAAUUAUGUGAUGCUAUAAAAUAUAGUUUUGCUGACUUAGGUGAUAUCAUUAGAGGAAGGGAUAACUAUAAAGGUACAAAUGGUAAUAGUAGUAAAGGUGGUAGUAAUAGAUCAAAUAUUGAGGAAAAAUUAAAAACUGUUUUUGAAAAUAUACAAAAAAUAAAUGAUUUGGAAUUAAAAUAUCCUAAUGAUAAACCUAAUUUUCACAAAUUACGUUCCGCUUGGUGGGAUGCUAAUAGGGAAUCAAUUUGGGAAGCAAUGACUUGUUCUGCUCCAGAAAAUGCUCCUCUUCGUAAAUAUCUCAAAGAUAGUGGAAUUGAUAACUUAUUAUCUUCAAGAUAUAAAUGUGGUCACGACGAUGAUCCACCAACAGAUGAUUAUAUCCCUCAAGGUUUUCGUUGGAUAAAAGAAUGGAGCGAAAAUUAUUGUAAUGCUCAAAAAAAACAAUUAGAUAUUUUGAAAAAAGAAUGUGGGGAAUGUGAUAAAAAUACAAAUGAUUUAGCAUGUAUGAUGAAUUCAAAUACCAAAGAUAGAAAAUGUACGAACUGCGCAGAUACAUGCAAAGAAUACACAAAUAUGAUUAAUACAUGGUAUAAUCAAUGGACAAAACAACAAGAAAUGUAUAAAGAAUUAUAUAAUUCAAGAACUGCAGUUGAUAUUAAUAAAAGGCAUAUUAAAGAGUUCUUAGAUAAAAUUAAUGAUAAAUGUAAAGAUAAACCAGUACGUGCAGAAGAAUUUAUUAAGGAAGCGAGUUAUUGUACACAUCUUACAUUUGACAAAACAAAAAGUACAAAUAAUAAUUCUUAUUCCUUUGAAUAUCCACCUUAUGGAUAUAAAGUUUUAUGUGGUACUCAAUAUAGGAAAUCAUGUAAAGCAUUAAAACGUAUAGGAUCCCAUAAGAUAUGUGAAACAAAAUAUGCCUUAGUUGGUGAAGGUUCUAAGUGGAAGAAACUUCUUGGUUAUAAUAUAUAUGUACCACCACGAACACAGCAAUUAUGUUUAAAACCAUUAGAAGCAUUAGAAAUAACAAGUACAAAAAACCUUGGUGUUGCAGAACACAUAUUUUCUAUGAGAAUGCAGGCUUCAGCAUACAAUGAAGCAAAAUUACUUUAUGAAUACUUUAAAGGAGAUGAUAAAGUAAGCAUAUAUUCAAAUGAUAGUGUAGUCACUGACGACGACAUAAAACAACAUACACUUGAAGCAAUGAAACGAAGUUAUGCGGAUUACGGUGAUUUAAUUAAAGGAACAACUAAAUAUGAUUACAAUGGUACAAAAACAAAUCUGGAAGAUUAUAUUAAAACUAAAUUACAAUAUGAUGGAACUCAUGGAAAAACAAGUGAAGAUUUGUGGAAUAAACAUAAAUCCGAUAUUUGGCAAGCUAUGAUAUGUGGAUAUAAUGAUGCAAAACCAAAUAAACCACUUGAUGAUGAAGAUGUUGUGUGCGAAUUGCCUAAUAAUGAUACUGAAAAGGAAUUUUUACGUUGGUUUACUGAAUGGACAGAAGAUUUUUGUGCUCUCAAAAGGAAAGAGAUACAGAAAGUGAAUGAUGCCUGUCAAUUUAAUAAUUGUGAAGAUGCAAAUAAUGAAACAAUAGGAUCGUGUCAAAAAUCGUGUGCCAAAUACAAAACAUGGGUUCAACAAAAAAAAAAUGAAUAUAGAAAUCAAAGCUUAAAAUAUAAUAAUUACCACAAGAAUUCUAACCAAGGAAAAGAAUCACAUGAAUUUUUGAAGGAAAAAUGUAAAGAAAAAUGCGAAUGUAUAGCUCAAAAGGUAAAUAAUGAUAAUAUCGAUAAGGUUUUUGAUGAGUAUCCUAAAGAAUAUAAAAUGAAAUGUGAAUGUUCUCCUUAUUCAUUGAAUAAAUGCCCUUACAAUAAUAGAAAUAAUGAAAUAUGUAAGAGAUUUGAACAGGUUCGGCAUUGUUCAACAAACACAUUUGAUAACAAACUUUCUGAAUGGAGUAAUGAACUUAUAAAAAGUAAUACUGUUGAAAAUAAAGGUGUGUUACUUCCUCCUAGAAGACGACAUUUAUGCACAAUAUCCUUACGAGAUAUAACGAACGGGAAAAUGGACAUUAAUGGCUUUAAAAUGAAACUUCUCCAUGCUGCUUAUAGUCAAGGAAGAUUAUUAAGAGAUAUAUAUAGCAAAUACACUAGUGAAUCUUUACAAGCAAUGAAAUAUAGUUUUGCGGAUUAUGGAGAUAUAGUUAAAGGUACGGACAUGAUGGGUAAUUUGAAUAAUUUGAACGAAAGGUUAAGAUUAAUACUUAAUAAAAAAGGAAAUAAUCAGAUAUCUGAUGAUCCUAAAAAUUGGUGGGACAAUAAUAAAAAACAUGUAUGGCACUCUAUGUUAUGUGGAUAUAGAAAAGGUAAAAAUGCUAGCACCAAUGAAACAUUGGACAAUACAUGGUGUAGUUUACCUAACGAAGAUAAUACGAAUCAAUUUUUGAGAUGGUUGACAGAAUGGUCCCAACAAUACUGUAAAGAAAAAAUAACAAUAUCCCAAACAUUAAAACAAAAAUGUAAUAAUAUUGUUAAUGGAAAAGACACACCUAACAAUAUAUACUCAAUAAAAAAUAUAGAAUGCAAAAAAUUAUUUAGUCAAUAUGAAAAUUGGAUUUUAUCUCGAAAUAAUGAAUGGAAAGGAUUAUCUGAAAAAUACAAUAAUAUUAAGAACAACAACAAAUCUGGCAGUAAUAUACCAUCUGAGGAUUCUGCGGAGAAAUAUGUAAGAAGUCGAUGUAAUUCAUGUAUGUGUAAUUUGAAAGAUAUGGUAGACAUAAGUAAAUAUGGCACUGACAAUGAUAAUGCAGUAUUCAAGGAACUAGUUAAAAUAAUAGAAUUUGAUACUGAUUCAUCUAGAACACAAAUACAAAAUAUAUCACAGAAAAUAAAUUUGAAUCCAAACAGUAUAAAAACGGCUGUAGAUACUAUGAAAGAUAUACUUUCUUAUGGAUUAAUAGGUACCAUGGGAGUUACAGAAAUUGGUUUAAAAACUGGAGAAUAUUUUAAAAAAAAGAUUUAUGAAAUAUACAACGAAAUAAUAAAACCUGUGGAAAAAAAAGGAGAUACAUCAUCUAACAACAAUAACAUAUAUGAAAACCCCAAUAUUCUGAUUCCUACAGGUAUAGGUACGGCCUUAACAAUAGGAUGGCUUUUAUUCAAGAAAAAACCCCAAAUUACAUCUACCCGGACCAAUUUAUUUCGUGUUAUUGAUAUACCCCAAAACGAUUAUAGUAUACCUACAGAGAAAUCAUCAAAUAAAUAUGUCCCUUAUAGAAGUCAUGGAUAUAAAGGAAAAACAUAUAUAUAUGUUGAAGGAGAAGAAACGGACGAUUAUAGUUAUCUUCGUGAUAUAUCAUCUUCUGACGUAACUUCAUCAGAAAGUGAGUAUGAAGACCUCGAUAUUAAUGAUAUAUAUCCCUAUAAAUCGCCAAAAUAUAAAACAUUAAUUGAAGUAGUACUAAAACCAACUAAAAGUGAUAUAACAUAUAGUGCUGACACACCAAAUAGUGGUACUAUACCACCUAUACCUAGUGACAUACCCACGAAUAAAAUUACAGAUGACGAGUGGAACGAACUAAAACAGGAUUUUAUUUUAAAAAUGUUACAAAAUGAUAAUAUGGAUAUAUCUCGUGAAAAUAUAAGUGGAAACAUUUAUAUGGACAACCCACCCCAUACUGUGGAUAAUAGGUUUGGAGAAAAACCUUUUAUUACACAAAUCCAAGAUAGAUAUUUACAUGGUGAUAACCAGGUUAGUUAUAAUAUUGAUUGGAAUAUACCAAAACAAAAGGAAGUAACUAGUAAUAUCAUGGAUAUUCCGACAUAUGUGUCACAAAAUCUAUAUAGUGGUACAGAUCUAAUUAAUGAUUCUCUAAAUGGUAAUGAACAUAUUGAUAUAUAUGAUGAGUUAUUGAAAAGAAAAGAAAAUGAACUAUUUGGAACAAAAUAUAUGAAACAUACAACAACAAAUAGUGUUUCGAAAAAAACAAAUAGUGAUCCUAUAAGUAAUCAAAUAGAUUUGUUCCAUAAAUGGUUAGAUAGACAUAGAGUUAUGUGCGAACAGUGGAAUAACAAAGAGGAAAUGUUAAGUAAAUUGAAUGAUGAGUGGAAUAAAUCAAAUACCAUUCAUAUGUCGGAGGAUAAUUAUGAUGAAAAUAAGCUUAAAGUGCUUCUAGUUCACGAAGAAUAUAAUUUAAAUAAUACAAGAACUAAUUAG